GCCGCUGCCGGGUGCCUGAGGGACUUCGUGGCCGCCGCCGCCACGGGUCCGGAUGGAGCCGCCGAAUCUCUAUCCGGUGAAGCUCUACGUGUACGACCUGUCCAAGGGCCUGGCUCGGCGGCUCAGCCCCAUCAUGCUGGGGAAACAACUGGAAGGCAUCUGGCACACCUCCAUAGUUGUGCACAAGGAUGAGUUCUUCUUCGGCAGUGGCGGUAUCUCCAGCUGUCCCCCGGGAGGGACAUUGCUUGGGCCCCCAGACUCUGUGGUUGAUGUGGGGAGCACAGAAGUCACAGAAGAAAUCUUUCUGGAGUACCUGUCCUCCCUGGGGGAGUCUCUGUUCCGAGGUGAAGCCUACAACCUCUUUGAACACAACUGUAACACCUUCAGCAACGAAGUGGCGCAGUUCCUGACCGGGCGGAAGAUCCCUUCUUACAUCACUGACCUUCCCUCUGAAGUUCUCUCCACGCCCUUUGGACAGGCCCUGCGACCCUUCCUGGACUCCAUCCAGAUCCAGCCUCCUGGAGGGAGCACAGUGGGCCGACCCAACGGCCAGAGCUAACAGGACUGCAUGGGACCGCCCUGCCUCACCAGGGCUUUUCCUUUUUAAACAAAACAAACCCUACCAGAUUUCUAUUUUAUCAUUUUACAUCAGAGCUAACAACCAGGGGACGGCUUUUUAAAUUUCCCAGGGAAGGAGAUCAUCAGGCUGAAUGUAGGACAAUGCUGCUAAGAAACAACAAAAUGCCACCCCUUCUAAUAGUAUUAUACUAAUUUAUUAAGGCUGUCUUGUCUGUGAGUUCACUUCUAAUGCUGCUUCCUAAGCGGCCUACAGACUGGAGAAAGGGAGAGGAUUUUUUUAAGCAGAAAGCAAGAGGCAGAGUCUGGGGAAGCCCCAACCAAGAACCUCUUUCCAGAGAAUGCCCACACUCUACCCAGGUUGCCACCACCCAUGGGGCCCAGGUGAGUUUUAUAUUACCCAUGACCUGGAAGCGGUUACUCUCUAGCGUUAAAUGAAUCGAAGGACUUGGUGGGACCAGUUUCAGGAUGACUUACCCAACCUAAGUGAACUCUUUAGCCACGAUCUUCUCACCUUCCCUCCCCUCCAUCAAGCAAGGCCAUGGGACCAGGGCUGGAGCAACCAAAGCCUCAGGAUCAGCAAGUGUCAGCCCAGAGGAAACAGGAUAAAGCCAUUCCUCCUUCCACCUAGACUGAUUACCAAUCCUCUGACGUUGAUUUUGAAGAAGCUGCCUUGCUGUCUACGGGCUGUUCUUCCUCAGCAUAGCUGACCUGUCAGUUAACGAAGGUUUGGAGCGGCAGAGGCCCAGGCCUUUUGUCUGCAAGUAAUAAUGUAAGUUAUUUGCAGUCACCGUGCCCACCCGCACCCAGACCAAUAUGCAGUAUUCAGCUAGGGAGCAAGGGGAAGUGAUUCCCUGCUCUUGGAAAAUGUCCCUGAUGUAGAAAGAAUAAUGCAGAAUCAAGGUGACAAAUUUAGAAUUGUUUCUGAUAGGGAUUUUUACAUUAUCCUAAAUGUGUUUUGAAGGGACGUAUUAUUUCUCUUGUCAUUCUGACUUUAAGAAAGCAAGGUUGAGGGCAUGAGUGGGCAUUUUUAUAAUGAGCUGCUGCUGGGAACUUACAGGCGGGGAACAAUCUGGAAGUUUCUUACCUGGAGAGGCUUUCAGAUUCUCUUUCUUCGUGUGAGCCUCCCUCAAGUUGGGAGACUGAGUGUGGAGAAGGGACUCAGAGCUGCAAGGUAUCUGAGUCCCAGCCCUGGCAUCCUUGGGCCCCUCCUGCCACUUCUCAGACUUGAAUUAUGUUCUCUUUCCUGGAGUCUGGCCUGCAGCAGGUGCCUUUCCUCUCCAAAAAGCUGCUGCUCACCUCUGGCCUCGUCUCCUCCCAUCUCUGCCAUUAGCCAUGGCAGUUGGCAUCAUCAGGGUCUCAGCUAGAGGAGAAGAUGUUAUUCUCCCUUAGUGUUUGCCUGUGACCUGACCAGGGGCAUGUUCAUGAUGGCUGGCGGUAGUGCCAAGUGGCAUUUUGGAACUUUUAAGAUUGGAGGCCAAACCAGUGAGCACUUUAAUUCUCGAGACCCACUGACUUGCCAGUGUGCAUGCUAAUGGUACAUCAGAGCGGAAACUAGCAGGGGCUAUUAUUUAAUGUUGACCUCCUGGCAGAACUGGGCCAUGGAAAAUGGGUUUCAGGCUGGGUUUCUCCUGGGAGGGCAGCAUGUUGGUCGAGGCCAUUGCUCUGCUUCCCAGCUGUUUCUCCCCUUUUUCAGCUUGCCUUGCCCAGCCCUCUCUCUCUUCCAAGCUCCUGCUCCAGACCUCUCUGCUCAGAGCACUCAGCUCCAGCCAGAGGGUGAUGGGCAUCACAAGCUCCUUCUCAUCUCUCUUCUCCACCAUAUCCAGACUCAGCUGAUUUCUCUUCCCCCAGUAGUCACCUCCAGAUGCAGGGCUAUACCAAGAAGUUAGCCUAAGUGGCUCCGGUGAGAGACUGAGUCACUUGCUUCAUUGAAAGCUGCCCUUCAUGCCCAACAGCCGUUUGUGCCAAUGCCUGUGCCUUAGGGUUUGUGGGGAGAGGAGGGGUCAGUAAGCCAUCUUCUUAGAGCUCUGCAGGGAGGCAGGCUCUCCCUCCCCUACCCAAGUCUCACCGUCACUACCUGGACGCCCAGGCUCAGGCUAGGACCCCCCAACACCAUCCUCGCAUUUCUCUAUCCCAGAACCUCAGGAGCCUGCUCAUUGUGACCAGCCAGCUCCAUACAGGCGUGCGCAGGCAAGCAGAAUGAGAAACGAGCCGUGUGUGUGAUUGUAUCGCACAGUGGACACCUCCAUCAAGGUCCAUGGUCUAAAGGGACAGGGAAGGAGGAGGAGGGAUGAGACCGUCACCCCUUCCCAGAAAUAAAGUUUGUACCUUUGAGAUUCCUUUUUGUCCUUGAAGUCAAACUAAUAACUGUAUAAUAUGGAGGUAUUUACUGUUUUUCUUUGGUAUUUUUUCUAAUGCAAUAAACUCAUUUCUGCCUGCU
Molecule: messenger RNA, 3016 nt
Organism: Camelus dromedarius (Arabian camel)
Lineage: Eukaryota; Metazoa; Chordata; Mammalia; Artiodactyla; Camelidae
Gene: DESI1
Product: desumoylating isopeptidase 1
Exons: 6
Coding region: 53-559 (168 amino acids)
Biological process (GO): protein modification by small protein removal
Molecular function (GO): peptidase activity
Source: RefSeq, a predicted model, not a curated record